Molecule: messenger RNA, 2736 nt
Organism: Mitosporidium daphniae
Lineage: Eukaryota; Fungi; Microsporidia
Exons: 2
Coding region: 1-2736 (911 amino acids)
Molecular function (GO): protein binding
Source: RefSeq, a predicted model, not a curated record
AUGGCACAGACUUCUACCAUCGUCGUAGAUGAAUCCAUGAUGGGGUUGUUAAUCCAGCUGGCGCUUCACGAGCUGAUGCCCAAGGGCUUUUUAUUGACGCGUGACGCAGAUCCUAUGCGCAUGGCUUCAUCCUCCUCCUACGAUGUCUGGGCAGACGAGCCAUGGUUACGAGCCAUUGAAGCGGAAUCGGCACAAACGCUGCUGCAUUUUGGCUCCGCGCACACAUCUCGUGCCUUCAAGCGCAGAGUGCCGACAGAAGGGGAUGAAGGCAUAGCAGAGGCAGCCCCGCCUGUUGAGGACCGUUUCGUAUGCCAGGUGCCCGGGUGCGCCAAGGUCUUUGCAUCGCUGCCCGCAUACAAGUACCACAUGCAUCAUUACGAACAUGACUUUGAAAUCUUAUUGCGAUGUUCAAGGCUUUUGCGCCGCGUGUUCUUUGCACCACUUGUUCCAGGAGAGGAUCUGGCACCGGCGGCUGGACCUGGCGCCUUCUUGCCCGAACGUUGGGUAUUGCGCUUCUCCGAACGGCAAGAUCUCAACCGAUUUCAAGAAGGUGGCGGUGGUGGUGAGGCACAAUUUGGCCGUGCACGUCGGCAUAUUUGCGAUAGAAUCAUGUGCCUACCAGACGUGGUCCAUAUCCUGCAUGGAUACAUUGACCAGCAACUGCCUCUGCUCUUUUCUUUUCAUUUUACCAAGAAGCGCGGUGCCAUCUCACUGACAUCUCCUUCAGCUGAUUUUUCCAUAACAAUGCGACGCGAUGAGGACACAGUUACCCUCAAGCGGGAGCUCGUUGAAAUGCUAACUGAGCGGCGAACGCGCGACGUUCGCAGAAAGCCUCCGCCGACGACGCGGACAGAAGACCUUGGAGAGAGCUCUUUCGGGGUCUCGUCCUUUCGGGAUGCAGAUGCAGCCUUUUAUCAGAUGUCACCUCGUACUAUUUCGCCGGCUGAUGGCAGCUUUGCACUGGGCGGAGAGGGUGAAAUCGACGCCUCACAGCGUUCGCACAUCUCGCUGUUAUGUAAAUUUGUGGUGCCAGCACAGCUGGACCGGUUCCAGGCGCGACGGUUUGUCGCCGCCAUCGGGGGCAUACCACCUGGGAAAACUGCAACUACAACACAGCCAUUGGCAAUUAGUCCUGUGCCGGGGGGGAUGCCAGCAGCCGGAUCUUCGAGCCUCACGUCGCUGCGGCCGCUUCCUUGUGCCGCCAUGCAGCCGGUGCAGCUAAGAGUCCUUGGUCUUGCCCCCUGUAGCUCAGAAGCGUCAACCCUUAGCCCUGAUUCCAAGCUUGUUACCCCGGCACCAGAGGUGGUGGCAUCAUCGGAAAUGAUACCGCUUUCUGGCCUGCAUUUGUCAGCAACAGAUGCAGUGGCAUAUGGAGAUGGCUUCCCCUUGACGUCUGUUGACUUUUUUCCUGGCAUGGCGUGGCAGGGAGAGUAUGGCAUUACAUGGAUCGCUGUUGGCGGAAAUGGAGCACCCACGGUUUCAAAAUUCACCGUUUAUUUGUGGGCGCUUUUUCUCUGUUUUGAUUCUAUGGCGAUGGGAUACCGUAUUGCAAGCGCACCAGUCCUCAUCAAUGCUGUGUCUCUGGGAAGCGGGGUAGAUGCAGAUGAUGGGCGCGAAUCAAGUAGCGAAGAUCUCACCGAUAGCGAUGAUGGUCGGGGAACUGUUGUCGCUGUCAAGUGGUGCCCUUUUCUCUUUACAACAGGGGCAACGACAGCUCCUGCCAUGGGCACCAUGCUAGCAUCUCAAGAUACCCGAGCACUUAUGGCGGUGCUCGAUGCUGUUGGCGCCAUAUUUGUGUUUUGCCUUGGUAUGAGGAGCAUGCUUAUUUUGGUAGAUACAGCUGUAGCUUUGAUGGAAGAAGGCGGUGCGCUUCCCACGCCAGGGACCUCAGACUCUGGAAAUCUGUUGACUCAAGCACCUCUUUGCAGGCUUGCAAUUCCCUCCUAUGCGAUUACGUGCUUCAGUUGGUGCAAGAUCCCUGGGCAGCCUCUGCGCAUAGUAGCCGGCACUCGUGAAGGCUACAUCGCCCUAUUUGAUCUUUCAUCGCUGCGCGAGCCCGUACUGGUGUUGAUGAGUCCCGGACAUCCAACACUGAUUUCUGCUAUCGACUGGUCCAUGAGCGAUCCGAACAAAGUAAUCACAGCUUCUUUUGACAACACCGUUGUGCUCUGGCUGUUGGAUAACAUGUAUGCACGGACGACAUUACUGCAGUCACGACUCCCGUUUCUCAAUGCCAGCUGGAUGCACUCUGCCCAUCAAGCGGUUGGAUACCAGGAAAAAGAGACUCCGACGGGAUCGCUGGCGUGGGAUCCUGUUGGUGCCGUCAUUGCAGUAGACGAAUCAAACCUCGCCAAAAUUGUAUUAUUGCCAGAACCGGGCCGCGUCAUUACCCUCGCCUCAUCCACCCCGCGUAUGUGGGUGGGCGUUUAUCCAAAUUCCCGGUUUGGCGGCACAUUGCUUGCAAUGGCAAAUUGGAAUGGCAAGGUAGAGCUGUUUGGCACGCCAGAUCCGCGCUCCAAGAAGGGCGAUUCGUCGAAUAUCGCCUCAUGGUCAUAUAAUAGAGAAACCCGUGCUUUCAGUGUAUAUUUACCACCGGUUGCAGAUGACGAUAUCAUUGCCAGCAGUGUUGGGAUGAAUGAUCCCAUGGAAUGGGUUCAGGUUUCGUGGCAUCCAAUACCUAUUGGGCUCUUUGCUGUCGUCGCUGCCACAGGUCUUGUACACAUCCACUGUUCCUAG